AUGGCGAUGAUGACUGGCCGUGUGCUGCUGGUGUGUGCCCUCUGCGUGCUGUGGUGCGGUGCGUGCGGAGGCGGUGCCGAAAUGAACGAUGAAUCAUUAGUUGGUUCACAGCAUGUAUCUGGUGUCAGUGAGAAAGCUCCAAAUGGAUUACCGCAGCCUGGCGAACGAGGGCCUGACAGCGCGGGGCAUUCUUUGAACAAAAAUAAUGGGGACAAUUCCAAUCUGCAAGAGGGGACAGGCACAGGAACAACAACAGACAGAGUUGGGAAGGAAGAAGAGGAAGAAGUGGUUGGUAAUGAUGAUCUUGAAGAAGAAGAAGAAGAAAAAGAGAGAAGUAAAGAAAGAGAAGAUACGCCACAAGCCGGAAAAUCUGAAAGUUUAUCGAAAGAGGCGGCAGCAACAAUACCGGCAGCAUCUGGUCUCAGUGAAAGUGGUGGUGGCAGUCCUUCUGGUGUUGAUGGUGUUGGCCCAAGUGAAAGUUCUGAAGGAAGUGAGGAUUUGAAUUUGGAGGUCCCUGUUCCUGUUGUGAUCUCUCCGCCUUCCAUUCCCAAUGCUGCUGCUGGUGGUUCGCAGAAUGCCGACGGUGCUUUAUCGCCUCGGAAGAAUAAUUUCCCAGAAACAGGUGUGCAUUCAGGAAAGACGCCUCUAGCACCCUCACUGCCCAAAUCACAGGCAUCCGCGAUGCCAAAACCAAAAGCAGAAGAGCAGUCCUCCACUGAACAGGACACAGAAGAUAGUCCAGACACAGAGGAGGUCACAACUGGAAAAGAGAACGUGCAGAAUACUGUGGAGACGGGAAUUCCUUCCAGUUCGUCGUCUACCGCCAGCAAACCACCCGUACAACAAACAACGCCAAUAUUAACACAAUCACCGGCAGCACCAUCACCAGAACGAUCAGCACCAGCAACAUCAGAAGAAAAAUCAACAGCACCGAGUUUUUCAGCAGGAGAAGGAAGCCGUAGAGCAACAAACGUCGCACAGAACUCAAAGGAAGAAAAGAAUGAAAAAUUGCCGUCAGAAAACGAAACGGAGUCCAAAGCGGUGGAACAGCCUUCAGGGGAUGAUUUGGCAGAGCAAGACAGUCCAGUGGGAACAACAGCAUCACCCAUCCCCGCAAGUAGCAGUGCCGAUGCCCAGAAAAAUGCGGAUGCGGACAAUAGCAAUGCUCAAGUGCUUAAAUCCGAAGGAACAAACAAGAACUCCGAAACUGGUUAUACAAACCUUGCUUCUACAGCCGGUGAUGCAGCAACACAAACAGAAAAAGCACUCGCCGACGCCAAAGCAAAUGAUACGGUGACGCCUGGCGACAGUGACGGCAGCACCGCGGUCUCCCACACCACCUCCCCUCUUUUGCUUCUUCUUCUUUUUGCGUGUGCGGCUGCUGCUGCGGUGGUGGCCGCGUGA
Messenger RNA from Trypanosoma cruzi, 1404 nucleotides. RefSeq names its product mucin-associated surface protein (MASP), putative. The record is from RefSeq and is a predicted model, not a curated record. The transcript has a single exon. Lineage: Eukaryota; Euglenozoa; Kinetoplastea; Trypanosomatida; Trypanosomatidae. The coding region runs from base 1 to 1404 and encodes 467 amino acids.